GUUGUUACGUUGUUAUAACCAACAACGUUGGUUUGUUAUUUGUAUGAUUAUUUGUCGAAUGAGAUUCCGUUAUUCUCACUUGUUAGUUGGUUUACACGUGGAUAGUCGGCCUGUUGUUUUGUAAUAAAAUAAUAUAUUUACCACUAGUGUUUGCAGCUAGUUUAGUGGAUUAGAAUAUCUGUUUAUUAAAUAACUACCAAAAUGAAACAAGUUCUGUUUAUAUUAUGUUCUGUACUCGUUAUAUUCGUCCGGUGUAAUUCUGAAGAAGAAACUCGAGCUAGGUUACUAGUUUCGAAACAUAUUCUUAAUACAUAUUUAGUGGAAAAUAUGGACAUUAAUGUAAAGUAUUCGUUAUUCAAUAUUGGAAAUUCAGCUGCUGUUGAUGUUACUCUAAACGAUCGUAGUUUUGGUCCGGAAGCAUUUGCUGUGAUGGGUGGCCAACUUAAAGCCCAUAUUGAUCGAAUACCGUCACAUUCUAAUUAUACCCAUGUUGUUGUUGUAAGACCAAUAAGAUUUGGAUAUUUUAAUUUUACAUCUGCUGAAGUUACCUAUAAAUCCGAUAUUGAAGAUACAGAUUUCCAGGUAGCAUGGAGUAGUGAGCCAGGUGAGGGAGGUAUUAUUGCAUUCAGGGAUUAUAAUAAGAGGUUCUCUUCCCAUGCAUUUGAUUGGGCUGCUUUUGCUAUCAUGUCUUUGCCAUCAUUAGCAAUCCCUGUAUUUUUAUGGUACAGCAGCAAAAGUAAAUAUGAGAAGUUAGUUAAAUCAUCAAAAAGAACUCACUAAGUUAUUUUAAAGGCAAUGCAAUUUUGUAUCAUGUCCAUAUCGUUGUAGAAAUUUGUCAUUGUCAUCUCCUGUAACAGUUUGAUCAAUACACUUUUUUGUAUA
This is a messenger RNA of Agrilus planipennis (emerald ash borer), 882 nucleotides long. RefSeq names its product translocon-associated protein subunit beta (gene SsRbeta). The transcript has 2 exons. The record is from RefSeq and is a predicted model, not a curated record. The coding region runs from base 202 to 780 and encodes 192 amino acids. Gene Ontology annotation, cellular component: endoplasmic reticulum; membrane. NCBI's taxonomy places the organism in Eukaryota, Metazoa, Arthropoda, Insecta, Coleoptera, Buprestidae.